Messenger RNA from Choloepus didactylus (southern two-toed sloth), 4404 nucleotides. It is a transcript of the gene POGK, whose product is annotated as pogo transposable element derived with KRAB domain. The record is from RefSeq and is a predicted model, not a curated record. Gene Ontology annotation, biological process: regulation of DNA-templated transcription. Bases 637 to 2499 code for a protein of 620 amino acids. The transcript has 6 exons. Gene Ontology annotation, cellular component: nucleus. Gene Ontology annotation, molecular function: DNA binding. Lineage: Eukaryota; Metazoa; Chordata; Mammalia; Pilosa; Megalonychidae.
CUUGGCCUCGGCGCGUUACCCUCUGCCAUCUCCUGCCCGGAAGCCGGCGGAGGAGAUCGCGGCCAAGUUCGAGCCACAGCUCCAGGGUGUCUGAACCCUGCCCCGCCCGCUCCAGACCCAUGCCUGCAGCGUUCGUUCGUUUCUUGGAAAUAUGGAAGAAGCGGACCGAACUCCCGAGGGAUGUUUUCUUUGGACGCCCCCCCCCCCCCCGAGAAUGCGGCCCACAAGAUACACACUCACUCCUCACCUAGAAAUUACCCCGCGCCCCUAGAGGGCCGGAGCGUAGCCCUUUGUAUUACCCUGCAAGCCCCGAGAAGAGAGAAUUUGCGGCCCAGAGGCAAGGUGUCCUUUCGCGGUCGUGAUGGGUCCUGGGUCUGGCCAUCGGCAGAUACCUGCACUCUCUUGUGCAUCCAGGCAUACACCUGACUCUAUGCCACUGACCCCCAGGCUUGGAAAGGCUCUUAAGGCAGAAUGACUUUAUUUUCUGAACUGGUUCAUGGACAGAACAUUUUAAUUUGGAACGGUCCUGGAAAAUCCAGGUGAUGGAUAUUCUGGGCUAACCACCCUCCCCGUGCUUCACUCGCCUAUGGUAACAACCCAGUCCAAUCUGGAUUCAAAUACCUUCAUUGACAGGAAAUGAACACUUCUCUCCUGCAGCAGACUUCAGAGAUGGAGUCCACAACCUUCCCUCUCACUUUGACCCUGAAGGAAGAGGAAGAGGAAGAAGAAAUUCAGAGCCGGGAACUGGAGGAUGCGCACACGGAUAUGCAAAAAGUGCGAAUCUGCUCAGAGGGAGGAUGGGUACCGGCCCUAUUUGAUGAGGUGGCCAUAUAUUUUUCCGAUGAGGAGUGGGAAGUUUUGACGGAGCACCAAAAGGCCCUCUACCGGGAAGUCAUGAGGAUGAAUUAUGAGACUGUCCUGUCCCUGGAAUUCCCAUUCCCCAAGCCAGACGUGAUCACUCGGCUGGAAGGGGAGGAAGAGUCUCAGAAUUGUGACGAGUGGCAGCUCCAGGGGGGAGCCUUCACAGAAAACGAAGAGUCUGAUGUGAAGCCUCCAGAUUGGGCAGGCCCAAUGAACGCCACCUCCCAGUUUUCUCAGCCUCAGCAUCUUGACAGCUUUGGCCUCCGCCUGCCUCGGGACAUCACAGAGCUGCCCGAGUGGAGUGAGGGGUACCCCUUCUACAUGGCCAUGGGCUUCCCAGGCUAUGAUCUCUCGGCUGACGAUAUUGCUGCAAAAUUUCAGUUCAGCCGGGGCAUGCGCCGCAGCUAUGAUGCUGGGUUCAAGUUAAUGGUGGUGGAAUAUGCCGAGAGCACCAACAACUGUCAGGCUGCCAAGCAGUUCGGAGUAUUGGAAAAAAAUGUCCGAGACUGGCGCAAAGUGAAGCCACAGCUCCAGAAUGCCCACGCCAUGCGGCGGGCAUUCCGUGGCCCAAAGAAUGGGAGGUUUGCUCUGGUGGACCAGCGUGUGGCCGAAUAUGUCAGGUACAUGCAGGCCAAAGGGGACCCUAUCACCAGAGAGGCAAUGCAGAUGAAAGCUCUCGAGAUUGCCCAGGAAAUGAACAUUCCAGAGAAAGGAUUCAAAGCAAGCUUGGGUUGGUGUCGAAGAAUGAUGAGGAGGUAUGACUUGUCUUUGAGGCAUAAAGUGCCCAUGCCCCAGCACCUGCCUGAAGACCUGACCGAGAAACUUGUCACUUACCAGCGGAGUGUCCUGGCUCUGCGAAGGGCACAUGACUAUGAGGUGGCUCAGAUGGGAAAUGCAGAUGAGACUCCAAUUUGUUUAGAGGUGCCGUCACGGGUGACUGUUGACAACCAGGGGGAAAAGCCUGUCUUGGUUAAGACACCAGGCAGGGAAAAACUAAAAAUCACAGCAAUGCUUGGUGUCUUGGCUGACGGGAAGAAAUUACCUCCAUAUAUCAUUUUGAGGGGAACAUACAUCCCCCCUGGGAAGUUCCCCAGUGGGAUGGAAAUCCGCUGCCACCGAUAUGGAUGGAUGACUGAGGACUUAAUGCAGGACUGGUUGGAAGUGGUGUGGCGACGGAGGACUGGUGCGGUGCCCAAGCAGCGAGGGAUGCUGAUCUUAAAUGGCUUCCGGGGCCACGCCACUGACUCUGUGAAGAGCUCCAUGGAAAGCAUGAACACUGACAUGGUUAUCAUCCCAGGGGGCCUGACCUCACAGCUCCAGGUGUUGGAUGUGGUGGUGUACAAACCACUGAAUGACAGUGUGCGGGCCCAGUACUCCAACUGGCUUCUGGCUGGGAACCUGGCACUGAGCCCAACGGGAAAUGCCAAGAAGCCACCCCUUGGCCUCUUUCUGGAAUGGGUCAUGGUCGCGUGGAAUAGCAUCUCAAGUGAAUCCAUUGUCCAAGGGUUCAGGAAGUGCCACAUCUCCAGCAACCUGGAAGAUGAAGACGAUGUCCUGUGGGAAAUCGAGAGUGAGUUGCCAGGAGGAGGGGAACCCCCAAAAGAAAGUGACACUGAAAGCUUGACUGAGAGCAACUGAAGGAAAAGUUCAGUUUUCCAGCAAAUGGAACUGUGAUUGAAAGAGUUGGGGAGGAAAAUCCUCACGAAGAUGAUUCCUGGCAGUGUGGAUGCACAGAGAACAGCAGGAAGAGGCCAUGGUGCUCCUGGUGGCAGUCUGUACGUCCAGUCCUGGGACAGCCCGACCCCUCCCACGUCCGUGAGGGGUCAGGAAAGUUUUGGACACUUAAUCAGAGACAUGACUAGAAAAAAAACUGCUUCUGCCCCAUUUCUCGUUGUGGACAUCACUCCAUGUGUUCAUGAAAAGAGACCUGUAAAUAUGAAUGAACAAAAGUAUUUCCUGGAGAAGAGACCGUUUGCUCAACACUGACAAGACUCAUCUGGGUACAGCACUACCAGUGUCCUUUCUGUGGAGAAACCUCAAGUAAAAGUUUUAUUCUGCCUUUGAAAAUGCAUCCCAGAGUAGGACCUGUCCCCACACAGGUCAACACUAAAGAGAAGACUUUGUAGAACUGUUGGGUCACUUAAUGUACACCUACUAGUUACACGUUUCCUCUUUAGGAAAAAUGAGAUGCUAAUGAUAACAGCAAAAUUAAGACACACUGGCCUGGUGCCAGCAAAUGGCUUUUCUAUAGACAAACUGGGUUAGUGUGGAAGAUACAGGUUAAAAUAAACUAUGCUGUUUUAUUUAUCUUCCCAAACUGGUUGGCAGCUAGACUUUUGGGGUCUUGUUUAAGUGCCCUAUUUUUUUUCGUUAUUAUUAUAUUUAAUGAUAAGGCAGUAUUUAGUACAUAAACUCUUCUGUUUCUCAGGCUGCCUGCAGAAGUCACCAUAAAUUAUCUGCUGUCUACUGGGUACAAAACCCACUGACUCAUCUGAUACUUGUUUUGUUACUUUAAUAGUUUUGUCUCAAGGGUGGUGGGAGGGCAUAGCCCUUUAGCCACAGCUGUUCCAGGACAUCUUUUCUUUCCUGCAGGAAUAGAUUGAGGGGGUCAUUGAAUUUUUACAGUAUAGUAAUUUGCAUUCCCACAUAAGUCAGAUGUUAUGAAAACAUUCCUUCAGAGCUAUCUGUGCUACAAAAUAUGCCAGAACCUCAUAGAAAAAGCCAUUGCUAGAAAUUUCAUUCCAAUAUCAAUUCUGGAGAACAAGGUACCAUAACCACUGCUCCUUCCUGUAGACUUGUAUCACCUGUAUAUCAUAAACCGUUCUUGGCAUCUUGAAACACCUAUUUCUACUCAGGUACUUAUUUCCCUGUUAGAGAUUUACCUUUCUAAAUUUUUUAAAACCAGUUUUUCCCCAAGGGAGGAAAUUUCACUUAACCUCUGGCACCUGAAUUCCUUUUCAUAUAACUUCUAGUGUCUGAGUAACUUUCAAUAUUUGAAUUGUUUCUCAUUUGCUUUUACCUGUGCUAUUUUGUCAUCUCAGAUGGCAUCUAAACCCAGCAGCUACUUUCCAUUCCUGAAGUUUCCAUUCCCUCUAAUUCUAUUUAAUUUAUUCUCCACUGACCUAGUUCCUGGUCCUUUCCUCUUUAUGUCCUAUUUCAUUUGCUUUGGGAGCUUAAAAGGUUUUUCAAAGACUGAAUUUAAGGUUUCUGCAUCAGGGCCACUGUUACCUUGCCAAGAAGAGUAGAAAAUGGGCUUAACUCCUGUUCAUUCCACCACCAACUCCUUGAGUCUCAUCAGCUGAUAGAUGAUGCCUUACAGAUUACCUAGCACUGGAACUUUCCUAGAGUAAUGACUCUGCUGUCAAUUUUUCUCUGGGCUCAUUCUUCCACUUAUUUAUGAUCUAUGCCUAACAGAGCACCAGUACAACUGUUUUGCAGACUAGCUAUUACCCUCGAGUUGCAACUAUAGCACACAUUAAGAAAAUAGUUGUACCCCCAGUAGAUAGAAACUGACCCCAACAAUAAACUUUGAUAAUAAAGAAA